AUGAAGUACAUCGUCGCCCUUGGACUCAUCUCCGGCCUCGCCGCCGCCCAGUCGGCCACCGUCUCCGCCCCAUCCUCCAACUCAACCAGUCUAGCCGGCCUCAUCGCCCAACUCCCCAGCUGCGCCGUUGGCUGCCUCGCCACCGCCGCCAGCGACAUUGGCUGCGCCGCGACAGACUUCACCUGCCUAUGCGCCAGCCAGGACAAGCUCGUCUCCAGCCUCACGCCCUGCGUCCUCACGGCGGGCUGUUCCACCAACGACAUCGCCGAGGCUGCAAAGGUCGCACCGUCCAUCUGCGCAGAAGUUCAGAGCAACCCGGCCGCAUCCGACCUCGCCUCGGCGUCGAAACUCGUCACCGGCGCCCUCGGCACCGCGACCGCUACCGCUAGCAGCUCCGCAUCUGCCACCCCGACACCCGCCGCCGCCGCACGGUUGACUAACGCGUACUACGGCAUGCUCGGCGCCGUUGCCAUCGCUGCUGCUGCUUUGUAA
Molecule: messenger RNA, 492 nt
Organism: Colletotrichum orchidophilum
Lineage: Eukaryota; Fungi; Ascomycota; Sordariomycetes; Glomerellales; Glomerellaceae
Exons: 2
Coding region: 1-492 (163 amino acids)
Source: RefSeq, a predicted model, not a curated record